GUGCUUCAGAAUGGGGACAUCAGUGCACAACCAGAGAGCUGAAUGUUUUAACAGUAUUUUAAAGCGGACAUGGAUUAAGAAAUGGCUGACAACAUUUGAGGCCAUGAUGGAGUCUGGGAUCCUUGAACUGGACAAUCCUGUGCACAUCAACUGCUUGCAGUACUCACACUUGCCACUGCUUCAAAGAGACUUAAAAACGGAGCAAACAGUUUGGAACACCCAUGACAUCCGCAAGCAACGCAAUGCACCAGGUCCAUUUGGGAAACCCGACCUUCUGUUUACCUCACCACCUCCUGGAUAUGGCAAUGUGCUGCACAUAGUUGACCCAGACCUUUUAGACUACGCCAAGCAAUUAAUCUGUGAGGUGGAAGAGCCUUCACUGGUAGCAAACCAGGAAUUCAGAGACAUGUGCCAGAACAUUUUAGAAAACAGCCAAUUUCCCUGCACACCUGAUGGUUGCCUUGCUGCAUACCUCAUGCUAGUCCAAGAGCUGACAACUGCCAUGAACAGAAAUGCAGUUCCUACACCUUCUACGUUUGCAGAGGCAAAUGACAUAUACAUCUUUCUGAAGAGACAGAGGAUGGAAGGUGCACCAGUAAACAUUUCCAAUGACCAAUAAAUCAUACAACAUUGUUUGUUAACAUUUAUUUAUCCUUGUUUACAAUCAACAGGUAAUUUGAAAACUGUCUGACCAACAAAAUGUACAAUAAAAUGUUGAAAAACAAUUGA
Molecule: messenger RNA, 729 nt
Organism: Oreochromis niloticus (Nile tilapia)
Lineage: Eukaryota; Metazoa; Chordata; Actinopteri; Cichliformes; Cichlidae
Exons: 5
Coding region: 11-619 (202 amino acids)
Source: RefSeq, a predicted model, not a curated record